AUGACUUCCAGGCUCAUUCCCAAAUGGAAUGAUUUUUUACGGCUCGUGACUGACGCCGUCAUAAAGGGCAAGAAACCCACAAUGGAUGAACAGAGUGACGUCAUCGUGCUGACCGACCGAUCCCAAAUACUGUUCAAAGAAUCUCGCUAUCCUCUUCCCAUGCCAACUAUAUGCCAUUACUUCAUUGAGGCUCACUUCUUUGCCUCUCUCUCCUGGGUGUCAUCCUACAUAAAAGAAACCCUGGCUGUCGUGUGGAUGAAGAGCAAAACCGACGACAUGGUUGAAAAGAGAACAUUUCCCAUGUCGGAGCGACUGCGGCCUAUCCUGGCGAUGGUGCACACAGGCCCCUACCACCUCAUCGUGGCCUACUGUGGUGACAUGAUCCUGAGGCUCUUUGGGGACCAUUUUCGGGCAUUCAAACUCAUGUCGACCGUGCCCUGCCGCUUUGAUAUCAGCUGUCUCUGCUUCGAUCCAGAAACAAAGAUGCUUCUGUCCGGCAUCCUCGGGGGAGUGAUCACCUGGACCAUUGAACAGACUGGCAAGGGCCUCCACAUGAUGCAAAUCUCUCCCAUCUCCGGUGAGGAGAUGGUCCAAAACAUCGACCUGAAUGGCCCCAACGGCUGCAUCAUGGCCCUGUGUGAGAGCACGCUGAGAGCCCUUGAACGCCAGGAGCAGGGGCAGCUGGGAGAGUCACAGAGGUUCGUAGCCACCAACUGCGGCUCCCCCAUCACCUGCUGCUUCUCUAGCUCUGAGGAGAACCUUCUGUAUGCUGGGAACAAGGCGGGGGAGGUCUAUGUAUGGACGCUCCUUCAAAGCCAGUCUCUGCACAGCUUCAGAGCCCAUCCCACGUUGGUGCUGUGUAUACAGAGCCGGUCAGAGGCGCACACCCUGCUGACGGCUGGCAAGGAAGGCAUAAUCAAGGAAUGGAACCUCACUUCCGGGAACCUGCUCCGGCACCUGGAAAUUGGUGAGGAGCUCUGUGGCCUCCAGUUUAUCGACAACACUACUUUCUUCUGCCAGACAUUGCACCAAUUUUCCUUGUGCCGUCUACCCGGCUUCUACAGUCUCUUCAAUGUCUGCGGUUCCAUUCCCCAGCACUUACGUCGAGUCCGCUGUCGGGACAACUGCUUCCGGAUCCUGUGCGCCACCGAGGAUGGCCUGCUGCGCUUCGUGUCUCCGGUAACGGGGGAUCUUCUGCUUAUCACUUGGCCUUUCGCAAUCCUCGACCACGCUGUGGACUGGGCCUUUGAUCCGAGUAAAGACGAGCUUUUCGUAGCGACAGGCACCUCGGAGGUGCUAGUGUAUGACACGAGCCGCAACCCUUGCCCCGUCAAGUAUCUCUUGUGCACCUCGCCCGAUACGCAGGACUACGUCCAGUGCCUGGCUUUUGGGAAUUUCCAUCUGGGGCGGGGCCUGGAAGGACUGAUCUUCUCCGGGCAUCAGAGCGGUUCGAUACGCGUGCUUUCCCAGCACAGCUGCGCCAGAAUUGAGAAAAUUGUUCACUUUGGGGCCGUGCUGGCUCUGUCAGUAUUCUAUGGGGGGCUUCAGACUACCCGAGAAAAUUCUUUGGUCUGUUCCUAUGGGAUAGACGACUACAUACAUCUGUCAGAAGCAGUGUUGACAGGGACCCGAUUACAACUCAGGACCCUGGCUUGCAUCCUCAGCAGCUGCCCACUAAAACACCUGGUCCUCCUGCCAAAGGCCGUCAGCGCCAUUACGGAUACCAACUGCCUACGGCUCUGGAAGUUCCACGAUUUCAUGUCCUUUGGGUCAAGGCAAGGCACCAAAUUCAUAGAGACAUUGCCUCUGCACCAGUGUCCCAUCACCUCCUUCGACGUCUGCUUGACCUUGAGUAUUUUCGUCACGGGCGGUUCCGACGGCUCGGUCCGCCUCUGGGAUUUCCAGGGUAAGCUCAUAGCCAUGCUGGAUUCGUCCCUGCACUUCGGCCCGCUCUGCUUCGCCAAUGACCGGGCGGACCUGCUCGUGACUUUCAACCAGAGCAUUUAUCUGGUGUCUUGUUUACAGCUGUUGCCCACAACCAUACUCUCUCGCCUCGCCCUUCUGACCGUACCCGAUGACUUCGUAGAAAUCCCCAAGCCUUUUAUGCCAAGUUUCUUCUUUUCUUUUGAGACCUUAUUCGUGCCUAAGUAUAGUUACCAAGGGCAACGGAAACAGGACCUACAAGGUCUGGUAAACCUUCCCAAUAAGCGGGCUAUCGCCUUUGAUCACAACGUGCCGCACGUCAUAGAAGAAGAAGAAGAUGGCGGCACCGUGUUACUGUCCGCUCCCCGGUAUAUUCCUUUGGAGCAAAGUGAGUUGAUGCCUGAGUUGGACAAGCAACCCCAGUCUCACUAUGUGAUUCCUCCCCAACUGCAGCUGACUGCCUGGGAUGGAUUGAACCCCUAUCAGAUACUGCGGUGCUACUUCGGACAGGGGAAGAAAUGGCUUCUUGCUCCCGACUGCUACAUCCCUAACUCGGUGAUCCGUGCCCGUCUUUGGCCAGAGGGCAGCCCAAUAUUCCUCAAGUGCAGCCUGCACCCACCCCAGCGGGACCUGGAAUGGGAGAAGGGCCAACCCUUCUUCUUCUGGCAGAGCAGGAUAAGAGCCACCAGCGAAGCGGGCCAAGCUCCACAGAAGGAAGACGAAGACUUCCUGGAGACGAGGCUGACCAAGGACAUCACCUACAGCGUCCUCACGGAUGCAACCAACCGCAGCUGGCUGGGGAAGAAGAUGAGCGAGGUGGCCAUCAACAGCCUGAUCGAGGCGAUCCUCAACAUCAUGGUCCACGCCAACCCACUCAAGUACCAGUGCUGUGUUGGUGCAUUAGGACAAAUCUUCGCCUCUUACCAGGUGUCUCCGACCCUGCGCUCGGAGACAGCACACCGCCUGCUGGACGACACGACCCACCCCAACCCACUCAUCCGAGAACUAGCCUGGGAGGGGCUGAAGCGCCUAGGCAUGAUCACCCAUCUCUUUGCCUUGCCCCUGGCCCAGGGACUGAUGGACAAGGACCAAAGAGUGAGGAACAAGGCCAUGAACCUAAUGCCCGACACUGGAGUCCAUUCGAAGAGCUCGCUGUUGACCCUGAUCCAGAAGCCAGGCCUUUUCCAGGAGUUGCAGCAAGAGAUGAUUGGGGAGGAAUCCCUGGAUCAUCUUCUGGGGCUCCGGCCCACAGACAUUCAAACCCUCAUUACUCAAAUAGAGCUGCGAUUAAAUGAUAAUCUAACAAUAUCUAAAGGAGAUAAGGUUGAUUUCUCUUUGGAAAUCCCGGGGUCUGUUGGGCCCAGUCAGGCCGUCUCCUUGCUCCUACUUCCCCCAGCGCCUGAAGUCCUUCAAAUCAAGCACACCAAAAGCCAAAGACAGAUCCGGUCAGCGGGCAGAAAACGGGCCCGGAAAUUAUUGCGAGGCCUCAGGAAGGUUAAAGAGACAGCUAAACAGCUGAAACACGAGGAGAUCACUGAUCAGGGUGAGGCAGAAGCCGUCCAGGCAGAAAUAACCCAGUCCAGGACAUCAGCCGGCAGCCUACUGAAGAGCCCCAAAGAGAUUGAAAUCUCAGAGAAAGAUAUUUUGAAGGAGCACAUUUCCGUAGCCAUGAGACUGAGGAAAAGGCUUCACCCAAAAGCCACAGACAAAAAAGACAAGAAAGCUCACAAAGCCCGCAAGCCCAAGAAGAAGAAGAAGAAGAAAGACGUAAAAGAAGCAAUAACAGAGGUGGUUGAGAGAAAGCUGUCUUGGAUAGAGUGGAAGAAGUCUUGGGAUGAAUGGCAGAGGGUCCAGACUCAGAGGGCAGUGCUCUGGGAAGACUGGAAGAAAGAGUGUGACAAGAGGCAUUUCGAAGAGGAGAGACUCCGGGCCGAGGGAAAGCUGCCACCAAGCGAGGAAGUAGAGCGGCCAGAGAGGAAGAGGCUGAAAUGGGACGAAUGGAAAGAGGUCUGGGAAAAUGUGUCAAAGACCAAGACCGAGAAAGAACUGGAUUUGGGGGAAAUGCCAUCCAAGGAAAGGGAGAGACAGGCCAGGAUGGACUGGAAACAAGCCCGAGCUGUGCGGCGGCGAGCCAGAGAGAAGAGGAUGCUUGCAAACGAGGAGGAGAAGCUUGCACAGGAAGAGAAAAAGCUCGCCCAGGAGGAGAGAAAACUGGCCCAAGAAUAUGUGAAGAAGGCUACCAAAGGCGGGAAACUGGCCCACAUAGAGAUGACCCUCGGCGAGAAAGAGAGCUUUCUGGGCCAACAAGAGGAAAUCUUAAGCCACGAAGCAGUGCUUCUGGCCCAGAAGAAAAAGAAGCUGGCCAAAAAGCUGGAGAAAAUGGCUCAUGAGGAAGAGAAAAUCGCAAAAAAAAUAAAUAAAGUGGGAGAGGUGGAAGCCGUGUUGGCCCAGAAGAUAGAAACCAUGAUGGAAAAGGAGAAGACUCUGGCCUUUGAGGAAAAGGACCUGAAAGAGCAGGUCAAGAACCUGGAAUGGGACAGAAGGGAGCUAGCAUUGAAGGAAGACGAACUGUACGAGGAAGUAGAAAAACUGGCCGAGAAAAGCGAGGCGCUGGCCAGGGAGGAGGAGAAACUGGCCUUGUAUGAGGCAAACCUGUCACUGGAGGAGGAGAAGCUGGCCCAGGAGGAAGAGCAGCAGAUGGAGGAAGAGAAAAGACUGGCCUGGAAGAAAGACAGAACCCCUGAGGAGGUGAAGAGACUGCAGGAGAGCAGGGAGAAACUGAGGGAGAAGAAACAGAGACAGGCCAAGGAGAAGGAGAGAAUGGCCCAGCGGAAGACAGAACUCAAAGAAAAGAAGACCAGACUGGCCCAGGAGGAAGAAAGUCUGGGCCAGGAGAAGCGCAUGCUGUCUCUGGAGAGGGAGAGACUGGCCAUGAGGGAGAAGGCUCUCGAUGACAAGGAAAAGAAACUCAUCAAGGGGAAGGAACAACUGCGGGACAUAAAGGACAAGCUGGAGACAUACAGAGAGAAGCUGAUCAUCUUAAGCAAGAAGCUGACGGAGGAGAAGGACAUCUUUGUGGUGAAGCGAGAGAAGCUGGUUGUCACAGAGAGGAAAAUGGAGCAGGCAGAUCUCCUCCUGGCAGAGAAGCAAGAGAAGCUGUCGGAGGAGAAAGUAAAGUUAGCCGACGAGAUCACGGCGGUGAUUCAAAAUAGCAAAGUUAUCAGAGCCGAGACCGAGAUCAUUAAGGAAAGCGAGGAACUGACCCAUGAAAUGAAAAGGGUGGCCAAGGAGAAGGCGAGGCUGGUGGAGGAGUCAUCAGAACAGCUCCCCACGACAGAGAUGGAGGAAGUGGUCUCGAGGAGGAGGAGGCUGGCCACACACGAGCUAGAGCUAAUAAAGAAGAGAGUGUCGCUGGAGGAGAAGAUUCUAGCAUAUGAAGACAGACUGUUGGCCACAGAGGAAAAGGACGCUGCCAGAGAGAGCCUGGAGCUUGCCAGGGAACAGCGGAUACACGCCCACGAAGAGAGGAAACUAGCCAAAGCCUCCAGGAAACUGGACAGAGAGAGGAGUGUCCCCAAGGAGCCUGCGGAGACGAGGAGAGCCUUAAAGGCGCUUCAAAACCUAGUCCGCAGAGCAAGGAGACUGACGCAGAAAGAAACACAGAUGACAAAGGUAAAUCGGUCCCUGUUAACUAAGGAGGCCGGGCUAAGUGUGGAGGAGGACAGACUUGACGUUAGGGAGCUGGAUGCUGUAGAAGAGGAACCGGAGAUCAUCACGGAAGAGAGGAAGCUAGCUAAGAUGCAGAGACGUCUGGCCAGGCAAAUGAGAAGGCUGAGAACCCAGGAGCAGAGUGUGGCUGAGGAAGAAGGGGAAUUUGACUGGGAACUAAUACAGGACGAAGAGGAGGAGGUGGAAGAGGAGGAGAAGAAGGAGGAGGACCUUGAGACAGAGGAGGAAGCACUAUUCUUUAAAGGGCCGUGGAUUAGGAGAAAAGGCUUCAUGGGGAUUCUUCCUGGGAUGGAAAAGUUUUACAACCUAUUAGAACAGGUAGAACACAAAGAGGACUUUUCUCAGGACAUGGAAAGCCUGUUGAAAGAAAGGGAGAAGGAAAGAGAGGCAGGAUGGGAGGAGGAGGAAGAGGAGGAGGAAGAGGAGGAAGAGGAGGAGGAGGAGGAUCGGAAAGAGGUGAAAGAACAAGUGGAGGAAGAGGAAAGGGAGAAGAAAGGGGAAGAGAAAGAGAAAGAGGAAAGGGAGAAGAAAGAGGAAGAGAAAGAGAAAGAGGAAAGGGAGAAGAAAGAGGAAGAGAAAGAGAAAGAGGAAAGGGAGAAGGAAGAGGAGAAACACUUAUUACGGGAAGAAGAGAGGAAGGAAGAGGCAGUGCUAAAAAGAGAAAAGCCAAAGGAACUGGUAGAAAGAAGGAAGGUCCUACAAAGACGGGAAAUGUACCCUCAAGCCAUCCCCGAGCUCAGAGGGAGCGCUAUAAGGCUGAGCAGCCCUUUUGGGAAAUUGGCCCCAGUAGCCGAGGGGGUGGAAGCGGAAGCAAAACCUGCGGAAGAGGAGGCCACAGUGUCCAAGAGACCCACAGUGACACCCAUGAUAUCCCUGAGGACAAAGGUGCUGGAUAGAGAGCGGGAGCUGUUGGAGAAAUUCAAACUGGAACCCCUACACCUUCUGGAGGCGAUCUCAGAGUAUGAAACAGCAGGCGUGAUCACGCCGUUCACGUCUCGGAUGGUUCAGAGAGCCAUGGAAGCUCACAGACUCCAUCUCAAAACCAAGUGGCUUCUGCAGCAUCACCCCUCUCUGGCGGGAUCAGUGGGGCGGCUGCGUCUCCCCGAGAUCUUGGCAGAGGAACGAUACUCGGAGAUAGGGGUGUCGGACAUUGAGUGGCUGCACGGCGUCUUGAAACAGAUGGAGGCAGGAGAAGAGCUUCCCAGAUACAGUUUCCACAGACUGUGCCAGCUCCUCAAAGACCUAACCGAAUCGGGUGACCUGCAGUGGCUACACCUGGCAGUGCUCGAAGCCAUCGUGCACCGUCACAAGCAGAUUGCGGAUUCAAGAUCUCUACAACCUAGUAGAGAACCUAUGAGCCCCAGACAUCUGAAAGUGAUUCCUCCCAUAAAGGGAAGGGAACAGGAUGUCUGGCUGAAACCUUCCGCUGUCCCCAGACCAGGGUCAUUAGCUACCAAAAGGGUUACAGACCCAAAUGUUAUACACUGGCAUCUUCUCGGAGAACCACACAGAAGCACACGGCUGCAGCAGCUCUCCAGUGUUCUGGAGGAAAUGGAGACACAGUCCCUUGAUCCCACCACCAGGGACAUCUUGGCGGAUGCUCACUCCUCUGUCAACAAUCAGACCCUGGCAUUGAUGUUUCAAAAGGAUUUUGGGGAUCUUAAAAGUAAAAGCAGGUAUCCCAAACUGCCUAAGUUGGAGAAAACGCCUACCUCCAAAAAAAAGGAAGAGGUGCCCCCGUGGGAGACAUUUGUGGCGCUCUACCAUGUUUUGCGGAUGCUACAGCAGCGGUAUGCCAAAGACAGGGAUACUUGGAUGGAAAAGUUUUACCAGCUCAUGGACCUAUACCAGGUUAAGUCUCCACGAAUCCAGAGGUUACUGCUGGACCUGCUACUGAGCCCAGAGCCCCAACCACAGUUCAAAGAGACCGUGAAGUCCGAGGAGCUGGUGCCCGGGGAGCGGCUACUCUACUGCUUGUUUUGUGGCGGCUCCCACCCCCCACAAAUCCCUCCAGAGUUCCGGAACGUCAUCCCCCUCCAUGAACAGAAUAACGUGCAUACCAUUAGCACCAAAGGCAUUACCAAGUACGGGAUCCUCGAACUGGCCUGGAAGAGCCUGCCUCAAGCCGACAUUCACCUCAUCAGGAAAGAGUCUGACGUCAUCGCUCCCACUCCCUAGCUUGGGGACCGACCGGCUCAGGGUCAGGAGUUUUCUCAGCUGGAGAAAGGCCUGGCCCUCAGAAACCAGGCCUUCCUCUGCAGGGCCUACACAGAGAGAGCCAGGUCAAAGUUGUUUGUGUGUUUGUUUGUUUCCAUACCCAGCUCCAGAAGUUAGUUUCUGUAUGUGGAAUAAACAGAAGGGACUCAAUCGCAACAAACUUUGAUGUGUCCCCUGAAGCGAGUGAUAAAUGUGUUUCUCCCACGGGACGACUUGUCUGACAGUAGGACGACU
Molecule: messenger RNA, 8103 nt
Organism: Apodemus sylvaticus (European woodmouse)
Lineage: Eukaryota; Metazoa; Chordata; Mammalia; Rodentia; Muridae
Product: WD repeat-containing protein 87-like
Exons: 9
Coding region: 1-7830 (2609 amino acids)
Molecular function (GO): protein binding
Source: RefSeq, a predicted model, not a curated record